AUGGAUACAAAACAGUCCGAGGAUGCAUUCAGAGACCCGAGUCACCGCACACAAAGCAGCGGACUCAUGAUGAGGAUCAGGAACUUCAAGCCCAAGGAAGUUUUCACCUGGCAGCUGGCUAAGACGCUGUGCAUGGGUCAGGGCCUGGCGACGCUCAUCUGUGGGACAGCCGUGUCCUCCCAGUACCUGGCCACUAACUUCCAUGUUAACACACCAAUGCUGCAGAGCUUCUUGAACUACACCCUGCUGUGUGCCACCUACACCACGCUGCUCCUCUGCAAAACAGGGGAUGAAAAUAUCUUACAGAUUCUGAAGAGGCGAUGGUGGAAGUAUCUUCUUCUGGGGCUGGUGGACGUGGAGGCCAACUACACUGUGGUUAAAGCGUACCAGUACACCACUCUCACCAGUGUACAGCUGCUGGACUGCUUUGUGGUCCCGGUCCUGAUGGUCCUGUCCUGGUGGAUUUUGAAGAUGCGCUACAGGCCAGUCCACUAUGUAGCUGUCUGCGCCUGUCUCCUCGGGGUCGGGGCCAUGGUGGGGGCCGAUCUGCUGUCUGGACGAGACCAGGGCUCCACCUCAAACGUGUUGUUGGGCGAUGCUUUGGUGCUGCUCAGUGCUGCACUGUACGCUGUGUCUAAUGUGUGUCAGGAAUACACAGUGAAGAACCACAGCAGAGUGGAGUUCCUGGGCAUGGUCGGCCUGUUCGGCACCGUCAUCAGCACCAUACAGAUGGUGAUCCUGGAGCGUAAUGAACUUGCUUCCAUCCAGUGGAGCUGGCAAAUCGGUCUCCUGUUCUCUGGCUAUGCAUUGUGCAUGUAUUCUCUGUACAGCUUUAUGCCCAUAGUGAUAAGGCUGAGCAGCGCCACCUCCGUCAACCUCUCCCUGCUCACCGCUGACCUCUUCAGCCUCUUCUGUGGGAUUUUCCUCUUCCAGUACAAUUUCUCUGGACUCUACCUCGUCUCACUGGUGGUCAUCCUCAUUGGCUUCAUCAGCUUCAACGCCGUGCCAACAACCACUGCGGACACAGACCUCGCCACCUCCUCCACCUCCUCCUCCUUCUCCUCCUCUUCCAUCUGCGAGGGAGGUUUCUAUGACAACCCUGUGGCCUAUCAGAGUGACGUCACCAAACAGGAAGUGGCGGUGAGGAUCAGCACCGAGGAGGAGCGGAGGAGAGCUUCAGGGCCAUCACACAGCCUCAGAGGAAGAAGUGGUGAUAAGGAUGUUGUUGCCCUUGGAUACAGCACUAAAUUGUGA
This is a messenger RNA of Scomber scombrus (Atlantic mackerel), 1254 nucleotides long. RefSeq names its product solute carrier family 35 member F2-like. Gene Ontology annotation, molecular function: transmembrane transporter activity. The record is from RefSeq and is a predicted model, not a curated record. Gene Ontology annotation, biological process: transmembrane transport. NCBI's taxonomy places the organism in Eukaryota, Metazoa, Chordata, Actinopteri, Scombriformes, Scombridae. Gene Ontology annotation, cellular component: membrane. The transcript has 8 exons. The coding region runs from base 1 to 1254 and encodes 417 amino acids.